Molecule: messenger RNA, 759 nt
Organism: Coniophora puteana RWD-64-598 SS2
Lineage: Eukaryota; Fungi; Basidiomycota; Agaricomycetes; Boletales; Coniophoraceae
Exons: 2
Source: RefSeq, a predicted model, not a curated record
GCGCGCCGACCCUUCCACCUUGUCACCGGCGCCGGCGAACCCAUCAUGUGGUAUCUGCCAGACACAGUGCCGAUAGAAACGCAGAAUGCUGUGUUCCGGGAUUUAGCGCUGAUUGCGCCGGCGCUCAGGAACAGCGUCGUCCAGAGCAGUCUCGAUGAUUGGCGGUGCUCAAGGUACCUCUUCAAGGAGGAUACCCGCAGCCUUCGGGCGGCUCCUGGUUGCAUCAACGUAUCGCCCGGAUGGUUUGCACAAGGUCACAAUGUAGCUUCACUAAACCUUCGCGCCGGGUCAUCACAAGCGAUGUUACACGAGUGGGUGUCAGCGUCGGCGCACCCAAUGGCCAUCCCCUCAGCUGUACUGGCAAUAAUUCAUCCCCACCAAUAUCAGCAAGGAUUGCGAUGCAUGCGCCGGCUGCGCCGCAGGACAAUCCUGAAACCAUUUGUUGACAGCUGGGCCUCGGCGUUCAAUGCCAUGACAGUCAUCUCGAAUCGCGAGACGUUAUAUCAUCGUGAUGGCGGUGGUUGCUUUCAAUGGUACGAUGUACUUGGUACCUAUGGGCAGUAUUCACGAGGACUACUUUCAUUCCCGGCGCUGGGGAUUGACCUCGACUAUCGCCCAGGAACAGUCGUUGCAUUUGCUGGCAAUGUACUCCGUCAUGGAGUACCUCAUCCCGACGGUGAACGUGUUUGCUUGGCGCAUUAUAUGCGAAAGAACCUACAUGAGUAUGUUCACACAGAGCAUGCUCAGUGGGGUGUUUGU